CGAAUUCGAAUCCUAUUGGUUGAAAUGAACUGACAGCCCGGGCUCCUUAGAAAGUUAGCGCUACUUCGACACUUUGGUUUCCGACUCGAGAUUCGUUGCACGUCUCGCUGGAAAACCUCCCAUAUUUCUUUAAUUGAAUUUAUCUUCUUCCUUUCCUCAUUCAUAAAAUCUCAUCAUGCGUGAAUGUAUCAGUGUACAUGUUGGUCAAGCUGGUGUCCAAAUUGGUAAUGCCUGCUGGGAAUUGUACUGUCUUGAGCACGGCAUCCAACCUGAUGGCCAAAUGCCCAGUGACAAGACCAUCGGAGGUGGAGACGACUCUUUCAACACUUUCUUCAGUGAAACUGGAGCUGGAAAGCACGUUCCACGAGCAGUCUACGUAGAUUUAGAACCGACAGUAGUGGAUGAAGUACGUACUGGUACGUAUAGACAACUUUUCCACCCUGAACAACUUAUCACUGGCAAAGAAGAUGCUGCCAACAACUAUGCAAGAGGCCAUUACACGAUAGGAAAAGAGAUUGUCGAUCUCGUAUUAGACCGAAUCAGGAAGCUUGCUGAUCAAUGUACUGGACUUCAAGGCUUCUUGAUCUUUCACAGCUUUGGUGGUGGUACUGGCUCAGGCUUCACAUCCCUUUUGAUGGAAAGGCUGUCAGUCGAUUACGGAAAGAAAUCUAAGUUGGAGUUUGCAAUUUACCCUGCUCCUCAAGUGUCCACAGCUGUAGUUGAGCCAUACAACUCUAUCUUGACCACCCACACCACAUUAGAACAUUCCGAUUGUGCUUUCAUGGUAGACAAUGAAGCUAUUUAUGACAUCUGUCGAAGAAACUUAGAUAUCGAGCGUCCUACUUACACAAAUUUGAACAGAUUGAUCGGCCAGAUCGUAUCUUCUAUCACAGCUUCUCUGAGGUUCGACGGAGCUUUGAAUGUCGAUUUAACAGAGUUCCAGACCAAUCUUGUACCCUAUCCCAGAAUCCACUUCCCUCUCGUAACUUAUGCUCCGGUUAUAUCUGCAGAAAAGGCUUACCAUGAACAGCUUACUGUUGCUGAAAUUACUAAUGCUUGCUUUGAGCCUGCUAACCAGAUGGUAAAAUGUGAUCCUAGACAUGGCAAAUACAUGGCUUGCUGCCUUCUCUAUAGAGGUGAUGUAGUACCAAAAGACGUUAAUGCUGCUAUUGCUGCCAUCAAGACCAAACGCACUAUUCAGUUUGUUGAUUGGUGUCCAACUGGUUUCAAGGUUGGCAUUAACUAUCAACCCCCAACUGUUGUACCAGGAGGUGAUUUAGCGAAGGUUCAACGUGCUGUCUGCAUGCUUUCAAAUACCACUGCUAUUGCUGAAGCUUGGGCUCGUCUUGACCAUAAGUUUGAUCUCAUGUAUGCCAAACGUGCUUUUGUUCAUUGGUAUGUUGGAGAAGGUAUGGAAGAAGGGGAAUUUUCUGAGGCCCGUGAAGAUUUGGCUGCUUUAGAAAAAGAUUACGAAGAAGUCGGAAUCGAUUCCACCGAAGGGGGAGAAGAUGAAGGCGAUGAAGAAUUCUAAAUUUUUAUACCAUCGAUUUUUCUUUUAUACUUUAAUGUGUUAAUUCAUUAAAAUAUUGUUCUGCA
This is a messenger RNA of Parasteatoda tepidariorum (common house spider), 1596 nucleotides long. RefSeq names its product tubulin alpha chain, testis-specific. The record is from RefSeq and is a predicted model, not a curated record. Gene Ontology annotation, biological process: microtubule-based process. Lineage: Eukaryota; Metazoa; Arthropoda; Arachnida; Araneae; Theridiidae. Gene Ontology annotation, cellular component: microtubule. Gene Ontology annotation, molecular function: GTP binding; structural constituent of cytoskeleton.